Molecule: messenger RNA, 5803 nt
Organism: Boleophthalmus pectinirostris (great blue-spotted mudskipper)
Lineage: Eukaryota; Metazoa; Chordata; Actinopteri; Gobiiformes; Gobiidae
Gene: usp8
Product: ubiquitin specific peptidase 8
Biological process (GO): endosome organization; protein K48-linked deubiquitination; protein K63-linked deubiquitination
Cellular component (GO): dendritic spine; extrinsic component of endosome membrane; midbody
Molecular function (GO): cysteine-type deubiquitinase activity
Source: RefSeq, a predicted model, not a curated record
CGGAAAUUGGCCCACAAAGAAGAACAGAGGGAAAGAAUCAGGAACCAGCUCCAAAAAAGUGGCUAAAGUGUAAACAGCGGUCCCGAAAGAGAUGUCGUGGGCCUCUAUACACUCCUAAAUGCCCACUGCGCUUGAGCUGUGACUGAAAACACCUGCCAAGAUGCCUUCAGUGUCCACCGGCCCCAAGGAACUGUACCUGUCCACGUCUCUGGGUGACCUAAACAAGAAGGCAGAGGUUAAACCAGACAAGAUCAACACCAGGAGUUAUGUCCAGAGUGCCUGUAAACUCUUCAAGGCAGCGGAGGAGUGCCGUUUGGACAGAGAUGAGGAGAAGGCUUAUGUUUAUAUGAAAUAUUUAACAGUCUAUGAUGUUGUUAAAAAGAGACCAGACUUCAAACAGCAACAGGACUAUUUUAUGACAAUGCUGGGACCAAACAGCAUUAAAAAAGCCAUUGAAGAAGCAGAGAAACUCUCAGAAAGUCUCAAACUCAGGUAUGAGGAAGUUGAGGUGCGCAAAAAACUUGAGGAGAAAGAGAGACUGGAAGAGAAGAAGAGAAAGGAGGAGAUAACAGAGAAAGAGAGUGGUCGAUCCUCUCCCAAAACGACAGGCAAAAAGGACAUUAAGAAGGUAAAGGAUGGACAGAAUGAAAUAAAGAAUGCAACUCCAAAAGCGGUGACGCCAGCAGGGGGCAUCACGGCAGAGAAACUGUUUGCUCUGAUGAGGGACCAGGCGAUCUCGCUGAUGGUGAUGGACGCGCGGCCGCUUAAAGACUUCGAAGAGUCCCACAUCCAGGUCCCAACUCAGACCUGCAUCAGCGUCCCAGAGGAGGCCAUCACCCCGGGAAUCACUGUGAAUCAGAUUGAGGUGAAGCUGCCGGAGGUGUCCAAAGAGUCCUGGAGGAGGAGAGGUUUUGUGGAUUACAUCGUUUUACUUGACUGGUUCAGCUCCGUCUCAGACCUGGCCCUCGGCAACACUCUGCGGAGCCUCAAAGACGCACUAUUUGUGUGGGACAGUAUAACGAUCCUGCGCAGUGAGCCCCUGGUUUUGGAGGGAGGAUACGAGAACUGGCUUCUCUUUUAUCCAAUGUACUCGACAAACUCCAAAGUCAAACCCCCGAGACAAACCUUCACCAACACACUGCCUCAAUUGAACUUUAGCUACCCCUCUCUUGAAGACCCCAAGCCUCCACCACCUCCCCAGCCCGAGCCCCAGGUCCUCCCUGAGCCGGUGGAACCCUCUGCCCCUCCGAUGGUGAACGGUGUGGUCUGUGCAAAUGCCCCACCCCCUCAGACCACAGUGACGGACACACAGCCCCCACAGACCACCAUGACGGACAGACACGCCGAUGCAGUGGACAGGACUGGACCAGAGCUCAGCAAGAACUCAGGUCCAACCGGCCAGGCGCCUGUCGUAACCAAAACAUUCCCCCAGUUUGAUCGCGCCAAGAAGCCCUCUGUGAGAAUCGUAGAAGAACCUAAACCCAAUGUGAACGGUGCAGCCAAAGAGUCGACCCAAAACGGACCCCUGAUACCGAACCGCUCCGUCAAACCCCCCGUGACCCAGAGUCAAAUGAACGCAGAGGCCACAGCAGAGGUGGAGAGGGCUAGACAGGAGCAGGAGACGAGAGAGAGGGAGCUAAAGGAAAGACUUGAACGAGAGAACAGCGAAAAGAGGAAGGAGGAGGAAGAGGAGAAGAAGGAGAAGAAGAAGUUGGAGCGACAGAAGGCGGAGGAGGUGGAGGACAGCAGAGGAGAGAGAGAGCGCAGAGGAAAAGAUGCAAACGCUGACACGCCCUCGAAAAGCAUGUCCUUGGACUCGCCCGCCCCAAACCACCUCGUCAGUGAAAUUAAGAGGGAGCCACUGACCAGAGCAAGAAGUGAAGAGAUGGGCCGCAGUGUACCUGGGCUGCCUGUUGGAUGGAUGAAGUUUCUUGACACAGUGACCGGCACUUACCGCUACUACCACUCACCGACAAAUAUGGUCCACCUGUAUCCACCGGAGGUCACUGUCCCCCAGACUCCGCCCUCGACUCCGCCCACCGUCAAAGCCAAACCCAAACCUCUUGAACCGGAUGCCAAAAUCGAACGUGAACGCGAGCAGUCGAAGUUGAAGCGCUCCUACUCGUCUCCAGACAUCAGCCAAGAACUGCGAGAGGAGGCCCAGAAGAAAGCCACAGCGCCCAUCACUGCUACUGUCAUCCCCACAAUCAACAGAGAGACCAAACCAACAGCUACUAAAGUCUACCAGAAGGUGGAAAUAGUACGACCGUCCGCUGCCAAACUUAGAAAUCUGAACCCGACCUUUGGAGGCAUGGGUGCGUCUCUGACCGGACUCCGUAACCUGGGCAACACCUGUUACAUGAACUCCAUCCUCCAGUGUCUGUGUAACACUCCUGCCAUGGCUGACUACUUCAACAACAACUACUACAUGGAGGACAUCAACAGGUCUAACAUCCUGGGACACAAAGGGGAGGUGGCGGAGGAGUUUGGGGUGAUCAUGAAGGCGCUGUGGGCCGGUCUCUACAAAUGCAUCAGCCCCAGAGAUUUCAAAAUCACCAUCGGAAAAAUCAAUGAACAGUUUUCAUCCUACGACCAACAAGAUUCACAAGAGCUGCUGCUGUUUCUGAUGGACGGACUGCACGAGGAUCUCAACAAGGCGGACAACAGGAAACGCUACAAGGAGGAGGAGAAUGACCAUCUCGAUGACCAGUCUGCAGCGGAUCUGGCGUGGAGCAAACACAAGGCCCUGAACGAGUCCAUCAUCGUGGCUCUGUUCCAGGGACAGUUUAAGUCCACGGUGCAGUGCCUCACCUGCCACCGCAAGUCCAGGACCUUUGAGACCUUCAUGUACCUGUCCCUGCCCCUCGCUUCCUCCUCCAAAUGCUCCCUACAGGAUUGUCUUAGACUUUUCUCUAAAGAGGAAAGGCUCACAGACAACAACAAAGUAUUCUGUCGACAUUGCAAAGCUCAUCGAGACUCAACCAAGAAACUGGAAAUCUGGAAGGUCCCACCAAUUUUGCUUGUGCACUUAAAACGUUUUUCGUACGAGGGCCGGUGGAAGCAGAAGUUGCAGACGUCGGUGGACUUUCCCCUGGACUGUCUCGACUUGAGUCAAUACGUGAUCGGACCCAAACUGAACCUGAAGAAGUACAACCUCUACGGGGUCUCUAAUCACUAUGGGGGUCUGGAUGGCGGACACUACACAGCCUACUGUAAGAACGCUCUGAAGCAGCGCUGGUACAAGUUCGAUGAUCACGAGGUUUCCGAGCUCUCCACCUCCUCCGUCAAGUCCUCCGCAGCCUAUAUCCUGUUCUACUCCACUCUCUGAUCACUUAACCCAACCUCAACGGGCUAAAAUACUACAACAACUACAACAGCUACUACUACUACUACUACACAGAGCAGUGUCUCUUGUCGAUCUAUGGAUUAAGAGAUCUUGGUUAAUCUGCUCUUGAAGGCGCGGUGGUCGGCGGUAGUUUCUGCACGCGGAGAUGAGAAAGAAAGUGGUUAUGACAUCUUGGGAGUGUUGCAGUGCUUUUUAAAGUGCAUAGAGGAACAUUUUACUGAUCAUCUAGUGGCCUACUGACUGCGUUGAUGGUCAAGCUAAGGCUGUACUUUUAGUUGCUGCAGGUUAAUUCAUACUGUGUAAUAUCCAUAAGGGUUAGUCAGCUUGUACAUAACUUAACAAUGCUAAAGUUGCACAUAUAAAAAUGUAAAUAGUCUAAGGGCAAAAGAUGAGACCUGUUUUAAGUGACCAAACUUCUCCUUAUGACGUAGUAGCCACCAUGGUGUUAUUAUUAUUAAUUACCACAUGGAGUUUUGAGUAGUUUUCUGAGCCAUGGAGGAAAAUUGCAAUUGUUUAUUGUUCUGAUCAUUAUUUAGCCACAUAUUUUGCACUUACAAUAUGCAAUCGGUCUAGUUUAUGUAGAGCACAUUGUUUAGUAUCUUUGAAAUGACACUGCUUUAGCCUUUAAACUGGUUUGAAUGGAGCACUUGUGGGAAAAAAAAAACAUGCAUUGCUUAAGUUACUACGAUUAUCAGCCUAUUACUUUGAAUUUUAGAAUUGCCAAAUCUGCAAAUCCCAUUAUUCGCUGUUUUCUGAUUUAUAGUUAUAGUUAUAAUGCUUGAUCACGAACAUACCUGGAGUUGUGUUUUGUUUCAUUCACACAUGUUAAACUCACAAAUCCUGCAUAUUUAGGCUGAGUUCUUCUCUCAAACUGAAAAACACUUAGUUCCACCUUGUGAUGUCAUGUUUGAAUACUGGAAAUGCGUCUCCCUUCCCUUCUCCUCCUCAGCUGACAGACGUAAAGCUUGAUGAGAAUUCUCGAGCUGCUGCUUAAUUAUCAUCAGAACGACUGCAAAAAGUUUUUAUCAUGUUUGUGUCCGUGGCAUAACGACAAACAGACGACACGAGAUGCCAAAAAAGCCAGUAGCAGCUGAAGUUUGUGUUUUCUUCCGGUCCAACCCCUUGUCGAAUCAGAACCCUUCCAGAGCUCCAGUCGUUGAGCAGAAUUAAAUAAAGCUGAUUUAACGUGUUUUCCAUGUAAACUUCAAUUCGGAAUUAUUAUUUCUAUGUAAACUUGAAGGAGAAUAUUUAAAUUCUGAACUAUUUAAUUUAGAACGAUUAAUUCGGAAUUGAAUUGAAUUGUAAACAUGGCCACUCUGUGUUUUUGAACUCCGUACAUCUUCACUUGAAUCAUUUGGAUAAUUUAAACUCUGGAACUGCCAAUCUCUACUGAACUAAAGGUAAACGGAGCUGUUAACUUGAAAACUAAGAAGAAAACAAACAGACUAAUAAUAAAGGAUUACUCAGACGUGUAAAUGAAACAAAACACAACUCUGGGUAUGUUUUUGAUGACGUACCAGCAUUCUAACAUCGCAAAAGUCUAUUUGGUGUAAUAUAAGACCUUUAAUCGUUGUCCUUAGAAUCCAACACAUAUGAUACAACACUGCGAUAAUGAAGGAUCUAGACAUGUUAUUAAUUAGUAGGAAGGUUUAUUUGAUAUUUCACAAGUGCUUCAGUAAUACUCAAGUGUCAGUUCAGCAGACCAUCUAACCACUUUAAGGUCCAUUUAUUACUGUGUCACGCCUAUAACACUCGUCUUAUAUCUCGCAUUAACAUCACUAUAGAGCAAAAGGGUCACCUGGUUUGAUGCUGGAAUAAAGGUGCACUGUGCAACCUUUCUGUCAGGGGGCCUCGUCUCCAUGGAGAUAUUGGAUUACCUGGAGUGUUUAACAGCAUGGCAUUAAACAUAUCUAACUUAUCUCAUGUAUAUAUUCAAUUUCAGGUGUUUUUGUUGGUCUAAAAUACCAUGAAAACACUCAGCAUUCUUACUGUGAACAGGGUCACCUCUCCACAGAUCUGACCAGUAACAUGGGCUGGGGAGGUGUCACCUGCUUGUCUCCAUGGAGAUAGAUAAAUGCUGUUGAACAUUUUAAGGCCAAGCAAUAACCAAGCGACAAAAUGGUGACGGACGCUCGACUAGAAAUGUUCCACAGUGCACCUUUUGAGUUUUGGGGUGGUUUGAGGUUGGUUGUGUUGGGUCUUCAUCGAUGCGUUGUCUUGGAAACCAUUUAGCACCAUAAACUGUCUGUUGGACUUUGGACAGAGGAUCUUUACAGGACCAGGAACCAGAUUUGACUGGAUCGGACUUGUGGAACUGUCUUGCCUCGCAUGACGACAUGAUUAUCUGUUUUCUUGUACUUGUUGAUUUUAUUUUUAUUGCUCUAAAAUUGUUUCCGAUAUAACAAAUAUAUUAACCAACAACUUAUAUGACUAUUUAUUAAAACGGCUUCAAAUUAA